AUGCCUCCUCCUUCGAACCUCAAGCCUGUCCAGCAACAGCUGUUUGCGGAAAAUGGAGCUCCUCGCCCCUCCGCCGAGAAGAAGACGCACAUUGAAGUCUGUGCUCGGAUAAGGCCGUUGCAGAUCACCAUGCAGAGUUCGUCGAGUUACUUCAAUGACCAUCAUGCGUCUCCGCGCAAACCUCCCGUUCCAAGCACCCGUAGAGCUGGUGGAAUUCCCACCCCCAAAGCCUCAGCCAAGGGUAACAAGACGCCCCAAAAGUCUCCCGCACCGAUUGCGGAAGAAGAUCUCUUUUAUGCCUGGGACGUGAUUGGAAAAGACACUGCCUCGCAAAGCCCUCGAACGGAUAUCGUACAGGGGAGGACGCAUCAAUACACGAUCGAUAAGGUCUAUGGACCUACUUGUUCCACCAAAGAAGUCUACGCUCAAUCGGUCAAGCCAUUGGUAAUGUCCGCCAUGGAAGGAUACCACAGCGCUGUUCUAGCAACGGUCAAACCUCCAUUCCUGGAUCGGGAAUACCUCAUUCGAGUAAGUUAUCUAGAAGUCUACAAGGAACAAAUUAGGGACCUAUUGGCCGAUGGAGCCAGUCAAAUUCGACUCUUUGAUCAUCGGGAACAAGGACUCAUCAUCAAGGGACUACGAGAAGAGGUUGUGACGUGUCCCAAACAAAUCUUUGAAAUACUCGCUAAGGGAGAAAAAAGACGCAAAAUUGGUGCCACCAACAUGAAUCAACAUUCCUCACGAUCCCAUGUCAUGGUGCGAUUGUGGAUUGAAAGUCGGGCCGUGGGGAAUAAUAGACGCGGUGGUGGUGCGGGCGGGAGUCUUGGUGGCAACAAUAAUAAUAAACAACAAAUCAAGACGGCCGUGCGAGUGUCUUCUUGA
Molecule: messenger RNA, 882 nt
Organism: Seminavis robusta
Lineage: Eukaryota; Bacillariophyta; Bacillariophyceae; Naviculales; Naviculaceae
Source: the annotation of a GenBank genome assembly